Octopus bimaculoides (California two-spot octopus) is the source of this 1531-nucleotide messenger RNA. RefSeq names its product FAD-linked sulfhydryl oxidase ALR. Gene Ontology annotation, molecular function: flavin-dependent sulfhydryl oxidase activity; flavin adenine dinucleotide binding. The record is from RefSeq and is a predicted model, not a curated record. NCBI's taxonomy places the organism in Eukaryota, Metazoa, Mollusca, Cephalopoda, Octopoda, Octopodidae. Gene Ontology annotation, cellular component: mitochondrion.
CCUUUACAAUGUUCACAAAAAACGUUCUGCGUGACAUGUGUAUGAAUAACUCACUGACAUUGUCAUGUUGCUAUGUAUAUUAGCGGCAAAUGCGGCUUCAAUGAGUUCUUUCUUCAAAAGUUAGCGAUAACUAAAAAUUUCUUUCUUUCAAAGAACUCUCGUUGAUAUCUUUACCGUAUAAGAGUCUUUCAGAGACGAAGGGGAACUAGUUUGAUGCAUUAAAUACAACUUUACACCGGUACGAUACAGCUGGAGAGAAAUAAUCGGGACCUUCACUUAGUUAUUUUGAUUCUCUCUCUCUCUCUAUCCGAAGUGGAUAAAAGUAUGAUGAAAUAAUGUUUAUGACAAAAUGCUAGUUUUAUAGAGGAAAGGAAUAGGAUCUUCAAGUACUCAUACCUUUCCCAACGGCAUAAACAUAAAAGAAGUUUCAGCCGGGAAUUGAAUUAGUUAAUCAGCAUACUGGCAGAUUACCUCUUGCUCUAUGUCGUUCACCUACGUCGACUCCAGUGAUCAACUGGUAUUUAUUUUAUCGAUCCUGAAAGGAUAAGUCAAACUAGGCGGAAUUUGAACUCAGAAUCUAAAGCAUUUUGCCCAGCAUGCUUACGAUUCUGUUAGCUCGCCGCCUUAUGAUUGAUGAAAUAUUAAUUUAGUUCAAUGUACACAUGUCAGCCUCAAACCUACCAAAAAGUGAAGUUGACAGUCCUAUUCCCUCAAAUUCAUCAAACAGCCACACAUCUGGAAGUGAACAAGAUCCUUCUCAAAAACCUGCUUCAAAAUUGGAAACAUCCACAUCUGCAAAAGUUUCAUUUGAUUUAGAUGUAAAGAAAGAUGAAAAACCAUCUAGUAAAUUGUGCCGGGCAUGUACAGAUUUUAAAACCUGGAUGAAAGCACAACCUGCAAUAACUAAGGUAGAGAAAAAGCCUGUUGAAUGUCCACUUGAUAAAAAUGAGUUAGGUAGUAACACAUGGUCACUCCUUCAUACAAUGGCUGCUUAUUAUCCAGAUAAACCAACACCACAACAGCAACAAGACAUGCAUUCAUUUAUAAAUAUUUUUGCAAAGUUUUAUCCAUGUGAAUAUUGUGCAGAACAUCUAAGGGAAGAUUUGAAAACUAACGCACCAGACACAAGUUCUCGCCACAAUUUAUCACAAUGGUUUUGUCAUACCCAUAACCGAGUGAAUCUCUUGCUUGGUAAACCACAGUUUGAUUGUAGCAAAGUUGAUGAGCGUUGGAAAGAUGGAUGGAAAGAUGGCAGCUGUGAUUAAACACUAAAAUGACUUGUUAGACAUCCAUUAACUACCCACAAAUUGCUGGUUGUUGAUUAAAUUUGUGAUCAAAACAACAAACAAAACCUCAUCCAAUUUUGAUACAGCCUUAUUUGUUAUUUGAAAUUUAUUUGCAAUGUAAAUUUUAUAAAUUAGAUUGAGUAUACUUAGGUGUGUGUAUAUGUAUAUAUAUGUUUAUGAGGAGAGAGUGUGGAAGAUAGAAAGUAUACUUACUAGAAUAAUAAAAUUAUUUGAUAACAUUUUAA